AUGACGAUCCAGUUCCGUUCACUCUUCCCCCUGGCCCUGCCUGGAGUGCUGGCGCUCCUCGGCUGGUGGUGGUUUUUCGCCCGUAAAAAAGAGCCCCUCGACAGCCACGAAAGAGCGGCGGAGGCGGGCGCGGUGGUGCCGCGAGCCGGCCCCGGCCCUGCCGCCCAGGAGGCGCUGCCCGCGGAAGACGCUCGGCCUGGAGCCGCCAGCCCACCGCCGGAGAGGGAGCUGUGCGGCGGCGGCAGGCCCUCGCUGGAGCCGCCGGCCCUGCUGCGAGCACACCCGGUCUGCCGGAGGUCCGAGUCCUCGGGCAGCCUUCCCAACCCCACUGACGCGAGACUACGCCCGGGAGUGCGCAAGGAGGUGGAGCUCGCCCUCGCGGGCGACGAAGCCAAGGCUGUCCCUCUGGAGUGUCCCCUGCCAGCCCCCAAGGGCCUUCCGUUCCCCCACGAGGCGGUCGAGGUGUGUAAGCUAGAGGCCGUGCUGGGCCGGCCGGUGGGACGGGUCCACCAGGGCCAGCCUGCAGCCCCCGCCGAGAAGCCCGGCCCCGGAGAGAAGGCCCGGGAGACUGGGGGCGCCGAAGGCACCGGGGAUGCGGUGCUGGGAGAUAACGUCCUGGAGGAAGUGCCGGCGGCCUGGGAGCCGGGCCCCGAGUUAGAGUUACAGAGUGGCCGGGCGGCCGGAGCGGGAGAGAAGGGCCCGGGCCGCCCGCUGGACGAGGACGUGGCGGAGGUGGCGCCCGAGGAGACGCUGGCGCCCGGAGGCCGGGCGACCGGAGCCUGGGAUGGAGUCUUUCCCCGGGAGCAGGGCUGGGAGGAGACCUGGGACAGAAGCGAGAAGAUCGAGCAGGCUGCCUUCCAGAUCAUCUCCAAAGUGAUCCUGGAGGCCACCGAGGAGGUGCUGGCCACCACUGUGGGCAGGAUCGCGGGCCGGGUGUAUCAGGCCUCAGCCGCCCAUCCCCAAGGGCCGAAGGAGGAGAGCUGUGUCCCCGCCAGCCAGAAAGCCCCCCUGGGCCUGGAGGCCUCGGAGCCCAUCCUGGCUGCCGCGGAGGCGGCCGCGGCUCUGGGGGACACGGCCCUCCCCUCCGCAGAGCCACCAAUGGCAGACCAGCCAGCACCAAAGACCUACGUGAGCUGCCUGAGCAGCCCUCUGUCCAGCCCCACCAAGGACAGGAAGCCAAAGAACUCUGCACACCACAUCUCCCUGGCCCCCUGCCCGCCGCCGGCCACCCCCCUGGGCGAGUUGCUGGAUGAGGCAGGCGGCCCUGGGGAAGAGGCCACCCGUGUCCCCUGCAUGUCUGACAGCGGCCAGUCUGUCCCCUCCGGGGCCGCCUCCAGGCAGCGCUCAGAUUCUGCCAGCACCUCGGGGCUUGAAGACUGUUGUACGGAGACCUCCUCCAGCCCCAGGGGCGAGGCUGCCACCCCACCGCUGCCCGAGAGUACUGUGCCUGUCAGCAACGGGGUGCUGAAGGGGGAGCUGUCGGACUUGGGGCCUGAGGACGGAUGGACCGUGGAUGCGGAAGCAGACCAUUCGGGAGGUUCAGACGGGAACAGCAUGGACUCGGUGGACAGCUGCUGUGGCCUCAGGAAGCCUGACGGUUUCCAGAAUGCCCAGGCAGGCUCCAACCCCAAGAAGGUCGACCUGAUCAUCUGGGAGAUCGAGGUGCCAAAGCACCUGGUUGGUCGGCUGAUUGGCAAGCAGGGACGCUACGUGAGUUUUCUCAAGCAGACAUCUGGUGCCAAGAUCUACAUCUCCACCCUGCCUUACACCCAGAACAUCCAGGUCUGCCACAUCGAAGGCUCUCAGCAGCACGUGGACAAGGCACUGAGCUUGAUCGGCAAGAAGUUCAAAGAACUGAACCUCACCAACAUUUAUGCCCCCCCGCUGCCUUCGCUGGCGCUGCCUUCUCUUCCAAUGACUUCCUGGCUCAUGCUCCCGGAUGGCAUCACUGUGGAGGUAAUCGUGGUCAACCAGGUCAACGCCGGGCACCUCUUUGUGCAGCAGCACACACACCCUACCUUCCAUGCGCUGCGUAGCCUGGACCAGCAGAUGUACCUCUGCUACUCUCAGCCUGGGAUCCCCACCUUGCCCACCCCAGUGGAGAUAACAGUCAUCUGCGCUGCCCCUGGCGCGGAUGGGGCCUGGUGGCGAGCCCAGGUGGUGGCCGCCUACGAGGACACCAACGAGGUCGAGAUUCGCUACGUCGACUACGGCGGCUACAAGAGGGUGAAAGUCGACGUGCUGCGGCAGAUCCGGUCUGACUUUGUGACCCUGCCGUUCCAGGGGGCAGAGGUGCUUCUGGACAGCGUGAUGCCUCUGUCAGACGAUGACCACUUCUCGCCUGAGGCGGACGCAGCUAUGAGCGAGAUGACGGGGAACACAGCGCUGCUGGCUCAGGUGACGAGUUACAGCCCGACUGGCCUGCCUUUGAUUCAGCUGUGGAGCGUGGUUGGAGAUGAAGUGGUGUUGAUAAACCGGUCGCUGGUGGAGCGAGGACUUGCUCAGUGGGUGGACAGCUACUACUCGAGCCUCUGA
Messenger RNA from Rangifer tarandus platyrhynchus (Svalbard reindeer), 2535 nucleotides. Lineage: Eukaryota; Metazoa; Chordata; Mammalia; Artiodactyla; Cervidae. The record is from the annotation of a GenBank genome assembly.